Microsporum canis CBS 113480 is the source of this 696-nucleotide messenger RNA. RefSeq names its product HesB/YadR/YfhF. The record is from RefSeq and is a predicted model, not a curated record. Bases 1 to 696 code for a protein of 231 amino acids. NCBI's taxonomy places the organism in Eukaryota, Fungi, Ascomycota, Eurotiomycetes, Onygenales, Arthrodermataceae. The transcript is spliced from 2 exons. Gene Ontology annotation, biological process: iron-sulfur cluster assembly. Gene Ontology annotation, molecular function: 2 iron, 2 sulfur cluster binding; iron ion binding; 4 iron, 4 sulfur cluster binding. Gene Ontology annotation, cellular component: mitochondrion.
AUGUCGGCACAUAGCCUCUUUUCUGUGUGUCGCUCACGAACCGCCGCCGUAUCCCCGCAAAUCAUCUUUAUACAUCUUCACAGUCGUACCGUCGCAACCGCAUCACAGACUCUUCACUCUCCUGUUCGAACCAUCCCAGCAUAUCUCCUCUCAUCACAGAGCCAAUGGCGACAACAGAGGCCCUUCAUGGCCUUCAUACGGCGGCCGCGUACGCCUUUGGCCGCCUUUAGCACUUCCGCCGUAGCUAACGCGACAGUCGUAACGCUGAAUCCACAAGUGAAUGAAGAUGGAGAGCCGCUUCUUGUUUCUAUAUCUCCCCGAGCCGCGAAGCGUCUACGAGAAAUUACCAAUCCUGCUGCGUCUCCGUCCGCUACUCAAAAGGAAAACCCAUACCACCACCUACGCAUUACAGUGACUAGUGGAGGCUGUCAUGGCUUCCAGUACUUGAUGAGCCUAGAGCCUAGCUCGAAAAUCAGUGAGGAUGAAGACACCAUCUUCGAGGUACAAGAGGACACUCCAGAUGCUGCCCCUGGAGGGCAAGCAAAAGUCGUCAUGGACUCGGCCUCACUUGAGCUAUUAUCAGGCAGUACGGUCGACUACACCACAGAGCUUAUCGGCAGCCAGUUUAAGAUCGUCGAUAACCCGCGUGCCUCAAGCAAUUGCGGGUGUGGAACAAGUUUUGAUAUAAAGGAAUAG